GCUUACAUAAAAGUCCCCGCCUCUCCCAGCGACCCGCCGCCGCCGCCUCUCAGGUUACGCCGGCCGCCCACCGAUCCUCGCCGCCUGGACCGUUCGGCGCCUCCUCCAGCCUGACUCCCCUGCAAAAGCCUCGGCUGCCGCCUGCAAGCCUGCUCGCUGUUGCCGCCCUGCACGAUUCCGCCGCCUCCAGCCCGUUCACCUCCUCCGGCCGGAAGAGCUUCUCCACCGUGAGAGCCUACUUCAGCCCGAGCAUGGCCUACAUCCACCAAGCUCGCCGCUCUCUCCCCCGGUGAUGCAGCGGUAUCGCUGGACAGUAGUGCAAACUGCAUUCUAGUUACUGUUUGUUACCAGCGAGCCGCACUCUGUUUCCUGGGAGAAGCGGCACCCGGCGACACAGCGAGUGGAUCUUUGUCUUUGUCCGGACGACGGUUUAGCAAGCAGGAGCUGAUCAGUCGCAGAUUUCGUCAUGCCGUCGUUCACCGGUGUAUCCGUUAUCACCGAUGGAAAUCUGUCCACCACCUUGGCCGUCAAUGCCGGCACGGACAGCGGGUACCACCUACUUGUGGUCAACGACUACUCACGAACAGUACAAGAGAUACCCACCGGUGAGACCAUCAUGUCUGGGCCUUUCCUGGUAGGAGGCCAUAAAUGGUGCAUCUAUUACUGUCCUAACGGUGAGGAGUCGGGUUCUUCCGACUUCAUUUCUCUCAUCCUAAGCCGUGACGAUGACGAUAUGGAAGAGGCUGUGGAGGCCAAGUUCGAGUUUAGCUUUGUUGACCAGGUUGAGUAUCAAAAUCCAAUAUACAUCCGUGCAAUUGAAACAUUCAGCUUCUCCAGCCAAUCUAGUUUUUGGGGCUCCUUGAAAUUUAUGAAAAGAGAUGCCCUUGAACGAUCGGCUUACCUGAAGGAUGAUUGUUUCACCAUCCGGUGUGACAUCAUGGUUUGCAAUGAUCUCAACACUUCCAAGGAUGCUGAUGGCGCCCUCUCUGACAUACAUGAUCAUUUUAACAAUCUCCUUCAAAAUAAGAUUGGUGCUGAUGUGACAUUUGAGGUCAGCGGUGAGACGUUCGCUGCACACCGAUGUGUGCUCGCAGCUCGAUCAAAAGUCUUCAUGGCACAACUCUUUGGCCCCAUGACGGAGGGCACUACGUCUACUGUUAUACGGAUCAAAGACAUGGAAGCUAAAGUGUUUGCGGCUUUGCUUAGCUUCAUAUACACAGAUUCAUUUCCUGAUAUGGACAACUACAACAACAUAGAGAAUGGAGAAAGACAAGAAGUGGAGGAAGCGGUAAAAGAUGUAAUGUGGCUGCAAUGGCUGCAAGAGUUGUUUGUAGCAGCAGACAGAUAUGAUAUUCAGCAGCUCAAGUUCUUAUGUGAAAAGCAGUUGUCUGAGCACAUAGGUGUGAACUCGGUGGGAUCCACUCUUUCUUUAGCUGAGCGGCACCACUGCUGUAGAUUGAAGGAGGCAUGCUUGAAUUUUAUCCAAGUCCAAUCUCUCCCAUGUUUGGAGAAAAUAAUGGCAACUGAUGGCUGGGAGCAUAUAACUACGACCUAUCCCUCUCUUCUGAAGGAGCUCAUUGCCAAGCUUGCGUCCAAUCAGAAGAAGAACAAGAAGAGGAAGCGAUAGAGGAUAUAAUGAGGCUGUAAUACUUGAAGUAACACUGUUAUGCAUAUAUGGGAUGGGAUCCUAGGUAGAUGCUAGUCUGCAUGUCUUUUAUUUUUUAAUCAUGUCGUUUGCCUAUCUGCUGAACUAGAAAGAUGCAACAUAUUGGCAAAUAUGAAAUUGGAUGGUAAUGUCAGGUGUAAUCAUAUCUGUGCAAGUUCCCUAGCUAGUUGUUUCUCUGUGUAUUGUGUCGUACAUUGUUCCUUUGUGCCUUUCCCUGCCAUGUAAAACCUUUUCUGGUGAUUAUCAAGUAGAACUAUGAAGAUGUUU
Lolium perenne is the source of this 1933-nucleotide messenger RNA. The record is from RefSeq and is a predicted model, not a curated record. Lineage: Eukaryota; Viridiplantae; Streptophyta; Magnoliopsida; Poales; Poaceae.